GUUACUUUUACAAAUGACUCGAUAGGAAAAUUUUAUACUAUUCAGUACACUCCAUCUUCAUCUUUAAGCAAGGAAUAACAAAAGAAAAAAAAAAAGAAAAAGAAAGAAAAAGAAAAAGAAAAAAAUGGUAGGACGUGUUCUUCAUAUUUUCAACAUUUUCUUCUUUUUGAUUUCUGUGUUUUUGGGUUCCCAAGUCCAAGGUCGGUCACUUUCGGUUAAGAAACCCGACCCGGAUAAUGCCGCUGCCACUGCUCGUUGGUUGGUCGCUCAGAACUCAUGGGGCGUCUUAAAUACCAUCUCAAGUGACUUGGGAGGAGCACCUUUUGGGAAUGUGGUCUCAUUCAGUGAUGGGAAACCUGGUAAAGGCAAGGGUAUCCCAUACUUCUACUUAACAACUCUUGAUCCAAGUGCCAGAUAUGGAUUGAAAGAUCCAAGGGCUUCACUUACAGUCAGUGAGUACCCUCUGGGAACUUGUGGGAAAAUAGACCCGGAGAACCCAACCUGUGCCAAGCUAACACUUACAGGAAAGUUUAAAUUAGUCGAUCCGAAAUCCAAAGAAGCAGAGUUUGCUAAAACCGCAUUGUUCUCGAAACAUUCAGAGAUGAAGGACUGGCCUAAGAGUCAUAACUUCCAGAUCUUCAAAUUAGAGAUCGAGAAUAUUUUCUUGAUUGAUUGGUUUGGUGGUCCUAAACCUAUCACUUCGGACGAGUACUUGCACCCCAAAAUGAAAGAAAUCGCCUACAUUAUGUGAAUUCUCUUCUUUUUGUAUUCGAUGACAAAACUACCGUCAAUGGGAUUGAUGAAAUUGUAAAUGUAAACAACUCCUAAUGUAUUGUUUACAUGUUGUACAGCAAUGCUUUGUCUUAUUAUCUUAUAAUAAUCAUUGUUGAUAAUUGUUCGGUGUUGAGUUUGUACCACAAAAGAUCUUGCUUGUCUUCCCUGUAAAUGUAAAACUAUUUAAUUGUACAUUGUUAUGCUCCCUAUAAUAA
This is a messenger RNA of Morus notabilis, 989 nucleotides long. Its product is annotated as protein CREG1. Bases 125 to 751 code for a protein of 208 amino acids. The record is from RefSeq and is a predicted model, not a curated record. The transcript is spliced from 6 exons. Lineage: Eukaryota; Viridiplantae; Streptophyta; Magnoliopsida; Rosales; Moraceae.